AUGUCCAACAUCAUCAACAAAAUCAAGGAGGCUUUCACUCAUGACAAGCACGAGAAGCCUUCUCACUCUACCAACGCUGGCCCUCACGACUCCAACAUGGCCAACAAGGUCGACCCUCGUGUUGACAGCGACCGUGAUGGACGUGCUGCCUAUGGAAAUACUGGCACUACUGGCACCUCCGGAAACACAUACACACAGAAUGAGUACAGUGCUGGCUCUACAAACGCCGGUCCUCACAACUCCAACGUUGCAAACAAGGUCGACCCCCGUGUCGACAGCAAUCUUGGUGGCCGUGCUAUGCAUGGAAACACCGGCUACUCUGCUACUAGCAUGAAUACCGAAAGCAACACUAUUGGAAACACAUAUGGCACCACUGGCUCUACCAAUGCUGGCCCUCACAACUCUAACGUUGCCAACAAUAUUGACCCCCGUGUCGGCAGCGAUCUUGAUGGCCGCGCUGCCCACCGCAACACUGGUUAUAACACCACUGGAGCUACUGCCGGAGGCGCUGCUGGAGGAUACAACACUGGAUACGCCAACAAUGGCCCCUACAACUCCAAGAUGAUGAACAAGAUGGACCCUCGCGUUGACAGCGACCGUGAUGGACGAAAUGCCUUUGGCCCAUCUGGCACGGCCAACACCACUACUAAGUCCUUCGAACAGUCCCAGAAUGAAUCCACUGCCACCUCAACUACUGCUUACGGUACUGGGUCGACCAACAACGGACCUCACAAUUCCAACCUGAUGAACAAGUUGGACCCUCGCGUUGACAGUGACCGCGACCACAGAGCUACCCACGGCGGAAUGACUGGCCACUAUACCGGUACCACGGGCACCACCAUGGGUGUUGGCGCUGGCACUGUGGGCACUGGCCACCACGGUCACGGCAUGGGAGCUAGUACUACCACUUCUACCGCAGGCCCUCAUGAGUCUAACUUGGCCAACAAGGUGGACCCUCGCGUGGACAGCGAUCGUUCAAACUAUGGCACCACAACUGGUCAGUACGAAAGCACAACCGACGCUGGCAUGACCGGCCACCGCUACAACACCCGCAGCACCAACGCUGGACCUCAUGACAGCAACAUGGCCAACAAGAUGGACCCUCGCGUCGACUCUGACAUGGACAAUCGUGCUCGCUACCAGAACAUGGGAGCUACUACUGGUGCCCCUGCAGGUAGCAGCUAUGCUACCACAGGAGUUGGUCAAACUCACGGCAGAGUUGGCCCUCACGACUCCAACCUUAUGAACAAGCUUGAUCCUCGCGUCGACUCCGACUUGGAUGGCAGCCGCACCAUUGGAACCACCCAGCGCCAGUACUAA
Talaromyces marneffei is the source of this 1320-nucleotide messenger RNA. RefSeq lists its product as uncharacterized. The transcript is spliced from 7 exons. The record is from RefSeq and is a predicted model, not a curated record. NCBI's taxonomy places the organism in Eukaryota, Fungi, Ascomycota, Eurotiomycetes, Eurotiales, Trichocomaceae. Bases 1 to 1320 code for a protein of 439 amino acids.